AUGCGGCCGAUAUUUUCUGCUUUGCAGAAGACAUCUGCAAGGGUCUGGACACUGCCAACUCGGGCUAUUCGGAGCCCUCGUGUACCAUCGAAGAUCAAUUCCAUCUGCCGCCUACAACAAUUCCGCCAUAUCUCGCAAUCGCGUCAGCUGGCUGAGGGUCUGAACAUCGUGGACCACCCAGCAAGGCUUGUCCGGGUUAAUAAGAAACAUGGGCCUGGUCUGAUCAUUUUGGCUCUGAUUCCUAUCAUCUCAUUUAUCCUGGGAACAUGGCAGGUACAGCGCCUGGACUGGAAAACCAAACUGAUGGCCAAAUUCGAGGACCGUCUCGUGAAGCCCCCUCUGCCACUGCCGCCCCGAAUCGAUCCGGAUGCCAUUUCGGAGUUCGAUUACCGCCGCGUGUACGCUACCGGCCGUCUCCGCCACGACAAGGAAAUGCUGAUUGGACCCCGCAUGAACGAAGGAGAGGACGGCUUUAUCGUGGUUACUCCCCUCGAGCGAGAGGGACAGAGUACCGUACUUGUGAACCGGGGUUGGAUCUCAAGGAAGCUGAAGGAUCAAAAAGACCGGCCUUUGGGUGUACUGGAUGAAGAGGUGACCGUGGAGGGUUUGCUACGAGAGCCAUGGAAGAAGAACAUGUUUACACCGGAUAACAAACCGGAAGAGGGGAUAUUCUACUUUCCCGAUAUCAAUCAGAUGGCGGAGAAGAGCGGGAGCCAGCCUGUUUGGAUUGAGCAGACAAUGGUGCCCGACCUCCUCGUAUCGUAUGAUCGCGAAGCCAAGGGUAUUCCAAUUGGCCGCGCCGCGGAGGUGAAUUUGAGAAACAACCAUUCUCAAUACAUCUUCACCUGGUAUGGCCUGUCUUUGGCCACAACCAUCAUGAUGUGGAUGGUUAUUCGGAAGAACCCCAACGAGGCACUGCGCCGAGUUCGCCAGAACCGAAACUGGUAA
Molecule: messenger RNA, 948 nt
Organism: Penicillium verrucosum
Lineage: Eukaryota; Fungi; Ascomycota; Eurotiomycetes; Eurotiales; Aspergillaceae
Product: cytochrome oxidase assembly protein SHY1
Exons: 4
Coding region: 1-948 (315 amino acids)
Biological process (GO): mitochondrial respiratory chain complex IV assembly
Cellular component (GO): membrane; mitochondrion
Source: RefSeq, a predicted model, not a curated record